AUGACUGCUGAAGAAACAGUAAAUGUAAAAGAAGUUGAAAUCAUCAAGUUAAUUUUAGACUUUCUGAACUCAAAGAAACUUCAUAUCAGUAUGUUGGCUCUUGAGAAGGAAAGUGGAGUCAUAAAUGGUCUAUUUUCAGAUGAUAUGCUUUUUCUGAGACAGCUAAUCCUUGAUGGCCAGUGGGAUGAAGUUCUUCAAUUCAUUCAACCCCUAGAAUGUAUGGAAAAGUUUGACACAAAAAGGUUUCGCUAUAUCAUCCUGAAACAAAAAUUUUUAGAAGCCUUGUGUGUUAACAAUGCAAUGUCAGCCGAAGAUGAACCUCAGCAUGUAAGACUUUUAUUUCUGAAGUUGGAACUUACCAUGCAAGAAGCUGUGCAGUGCCUACAUGCCUUAGAAGAGUACUGCCCUUCUAAAGAUGACUAUAGCAAACUCUGUUUGUUACUUACUUUGCCUCGCCUGACUAAUCAUGCAGAAUUCAAGGACUGGAACCCCAGCACUGCACGAGUUCACUGUUUUGAAGAGGCUUGUGUUAUGGUAGCAGAGUUCAUUCCUGCGGACAGGAAACUAAGUGAGGCUGGUUUUAAAGCAAGCAACAAUCGUUUAUUUCAGCUUGUAAUGAAGGGACUACUUUAUGAAUGUUGUGUUGAAUUUUGUCAGAGUAAAGCAACUGGAGAAGAAAUCACAGAAAGUGAAGUACUUCUUGGCAUUGACCUUUUAUGUGGUAAUGGUUGUGAUGAUUUGGACUUGAGUUUAUUGUCAUGGCUUCAAAAUCUUCCACCGACUGUCUUCUCCUGUGCUUUUGAACAAAAGAUGUUGAAUAUUCAUGUUGACAAACUUUUGAAACCUACAAAAGCUGCAUAUGCUGAUCUUCUUACUCCUCUUAUCAGCAAACUUUCCCCUUAUCCUUCAUCCCCAAUGAGAAGGCCUCAGUCAGCUGAUGCUUACAUGACUCGGUCUCUGAAUCCUGCUUUAGAUGGUCUAACUUGUGGUUUAACUAAUCAUGAUAAGCGAAUCUCAGAUCUUGGAAACAAAACUUCUCCAAUGUCACACUCCUUUGCUAAUUUCCAUUAUCCAGGGGUACAAAACCUUAGUAGAAGUCUCAUGAUUGAAAAUACAGAGUGCCAUAGUAUUUAUGAAGAAUCACCUGAACGAAGUGAUACUCCUUCAGAAACACAGCAACCUGUGAGCAGUGAAAACGUAGAGCAGGCUUCAUCUUCAGAAAAAGAGUCUGCAAAUGGCACACAGAAUCCUGUACCAGCCAAGCAAGAAAAAAAUGAGCUUCGUGAUUCAACAGAACAGUUUCAAGAAUAUUAUAGGCAGAGAUUACGCUAUCAGCAACAUUUAGAACAAAAGGAACAGCAGCGACAAAUUUACCAGCAAAUGCUUCUUGAAGGAGGUGUAAAUCAAGAAGAUGGUUCUGACCAGCAACAGAAUCUUACUGAGCAGUUCCUUAAUAGAUCUAUUCAAAAGCUUGGAGAAUUAAAUAUUGGUAUGGACAGUCUUGGUAAUGAAGUAUCAACUCUUGGAAAACAAUGUAAUGGAAACAAAGGGAAUGGCUCUAACAACACUUCUUCAACUAGUUUUGUAACACCUCCUCCAGAUGCUAAUCAAAGGGUAACACCUGAUACACAAAAUAUUAAUACAAGCACUCCUCUUAACCAUGGAUCAAAUCAGAUACCUCUUCUUGAAGAGUCACCUGUCCAUGGAAACCAAGGCUCAACAGAACAUUGUGUCAUUCAGCCACAUUUUUCAGAUUCAUCAGGUACUCUAUCAAAGUCAAGAGGAGAUGAGGGUGACAAGUCAAAGAAGCAAUUUGUUUGUAUUAACACCUUAGAAGACACACAAGCUGUCCGAGCAGUAGCUUUUCAUCCAGUUGGCAAUUUGUAUGCUGUUGGCUCAAAUUCAAAAACUUUGAGAGUAUGUGCCUAUCCAGAAGUCAUUGAUCCUAGCGCAUAUAGCUCUCCCAAGCAGCCAGUAGUACGUUUUAAGAGGAAUAAACAUCAUAAAGGAUCAAUCUACUGUGUGGCGUGGAGUCCUUGUGGGCAAUUAUUAGCUACUGGUUCAAAUGACAAAUAUGUCAAAGUACUACCUUUUAAUGCGGAGACUUGUAAUGCAACAGGACCUGAUCUGGAAUUCAGUAUGCAUGAUGGGACCAUUAGAGAUUUGGCUUUUAUGGAAGGUCCAGAAAGUGGUGGAGCUAUUUUGAUAAGUGCUGGAGCAGGGGAUUGUAAUAUUUAUACAACAGAUUGUCAACGAGGACAGGGCCUCCAUGCUCUGAGUGGUCACACUGGUCAUAUUUUAGCACUUUAUACUUGGAGUGGAUGGAUGAUUGCAUCUGGUUCCCAAGAUAAGACUGUUAGAUUUUGGGACCUGCGAGUACCAAGCUGUGUUCGCGUUGUUGGCACAACAUUCCAUGGAACUGGGAGUGCAGUGGCAUCAGUAGCUGUUGAUCCUAGUGGCCGUCUCUUAGCUACUGGUCAAGAAGAUUCUAGCUGUAUGUUGUAUGACAUCAGAGGAGGACGAAUGGUACAAAGUUAUCACCCUCAUUCCAGUGAUGUUCGCUCUGUUAGAUUCUCUCCUGGGGCUCACUAUUUACUUACAGGAUCUUAUGAUAUGAAAAUAAAAGUGACAGAUUUGCAAGGAGACCUCACCAAGCAGCUUCCAAUUAUGGUUGUAGGGGAGCACAAGGACAAAGUGAUUCAGUGCAGAUGGCACACGAAGGAUCUUUCCUUUUUGUCAUCAUCGGCUGACAGAACUGUAACCCUCUGGACUUACUGUGGUUAG
This is a messenger RNA of Gracilinanus agilis (Agile Gracile Mouse Opossum), 2784 nucleotides long. It is a transcript of the gene WDR47, whose product is annotated as WD repeat domain 47. Lineage: Eukaryota; Metazoa; Chordata; Mammalia; Didelphimorphia; Didelphidae. Gene Ontology annotation, molecular function: protein binding. Bases 1 to 2784 code for a protein of 927 amino acids. The record is from RefSeq and is a predicted model, not a curated record. The transcript has 14 exons.